AUGGAUAUGGAUAUAUUUGACCAAACACAAUACUGUAUAGAUAAAACCAAAAAAAAAAAUAUACAUAAAUUCGAAGAAGAAUCAAAUAAUGGUAUAUUAAGCGUAGUACCUUCGAAAUUGAAAUUUAAUUUUGAUUUCGGAAAUUUUAAAGUUCAAGAGAAAACAGUAGAAAUUACGAACUUUUUUGUUAAACCGUGUCCCAUUCGAUUUUUACCAUUGGAAACUCAUUAUUUCAGGUUUAAAGAUAUUUAUCAGAGAACAUGGCUCAAUCCUGGAUCUGUUUUCAAAAUGAAUAUUUUAUUUAUACCUGAUGAAAAUAGAGAUUAUAAUGACACUUUAAAAAUACUUUAUUACAAUGAUCAAACAACGCAAAUAAAAAUCUACGCGGAAAUGACGACCAAAUUUUCCUUUCCCACUAUUGUGAAUUUUGGACAUGUACCACUUGGUCGAACGGUUUGCUACAAAAUACCAAUACAUUCCCACGCAGAGAAAGAUUUUUCUUUCACUAUUAUACCAUUUAACGGAGGAUCGUGUGUCGACGUUUAUCCUCGUUGGGGUCACAUAAAAUCAAAGCAGAAUCCUGCAAUAAUUGCGAUUAUUUAUAGGCCUCUUAGAUAUAUAAGUAUGAAUUUUGAAAUUCGAAUAUUCAUAUCUGAUCUAUGCAAAAGUCCACAUAUUAUAAAUUUCUAUGCCUAUACUCGACCAGGUCUUUUACGAGAAAAAUUGGAGACCAUCGAUGCAAAAAUGGAAAACAAAAUACAGCAGAAAAAUAUUAGCACAACUUUUUGCAAAGGAGCAAAACCAAUUUCCGUAAAGAAAAAUAAACCGAAAUAUUUAAAAGAAUCUACUAUGAAAUUCACAAGUUCCGAAAAACUUUUAUUAAAACAAUGUUAUUUUCCCCUUUACACAUUGCACGCUGUCAACUGUAUUUUAAAUUUGAAAAUUCGAAAAUUAUUUAACGAAUAUGAAUUAAAGGGACCGUUGGGUGUAUUUUUAUUUCAAACUAUGGAGCAAAAAGUGCAAAAACUGAAAGAAUUUUUGGUAAAAGUAGAAAAUCGCUAUCGAGAAAAUGAACAAGUGAAAUAUCAUCAUAAGGUGAAAGUAAAUUAUGGAACAUCCAAUGUUAGUAAAAAUCAAAUUGUUGAAAUUAAAACACAGCAAGAACAAGCUUGGAAUGACUAUAAAGAUUUAAUAAUGACCUCAGAAAAAUGUAUCUUCGAACAAAAAAAGACUAAAGAGAGAAGGCAAAGAAUUUUAAGGGUUUCUCAAACUUAUCCAAGUUCAAUCCCAACGUCGUCUCGGAAAGAAGAGCCAUUUUUUCACUAUUACAAAAUUCUCCCUUUUCUUCAAGUGGCUCGUAAAAUUGUGUUAAGGAAUCGAUUAAUAAAGGCACUUUCAAAAUUGCAAAACAUAACGCCCGAAUUAAUUAGCAAAUUUGAAGAACCAUUUGUAAAAAAUUAUUCACUUACUUUGAAAGCUUGA
Messenger RNA from Bombus huntii, 1482 nucleotides. Its product is annotated as cilia- and flagella-associated protein 221-like. NCBI's taxonomy places the organism in Eukaryota, Metazoa, Arthropoda, Insecta, Hymenoptera, Apidae. The record is from RefSeq and is a predicted model, not a curated record. Bases 1 to 1482 code for a protein of 493 amino acids. Gene Ontology annotation, biological process: cilium movement; cilium assembly. The transcript is spliced from 7 exons. Gene Ontology annotation, cellular component: cilium.